Messenger RNA from Pterocles gutturalis (yellow-throated sandgrouse), 1398 nucleotides. RefSeq names its product FYVE, RhoGEF and PH domain-containing protein 4-like. Gene Ontology annotation, cellular component: cytoplasm. The record is from RefSeq and is a predicted model, not a curated record. Lineage: Eukaryota; Metazoa; Chordata; Aves; Pterocliformes; Pteroclidae. Gene Ontology annotation, molecular function: guanyl-nucleotide exchange factor activity. The transcript has 8 exons. Gene Ontology annotation, biological process: cytoskeleton organization; filopodium assembly. The annotation marks the transcript as partial.
AAGCCAGUUCAUCUGCAGAAGGUGUCACCUGUUACAUACCAAACCCGUAUGCAUAAAGCUUUAUCAAAUCAAAAACCAAGAAUGGAGGAAGAGACAUCCACCCCUGUUUCUAGUGUCACAAAGGAAAAGUCCAGUAAAGUGUCAGAUCUCAUCAAUCGUUUUGAGGGAGGCAGCUCGUUAAAUCCUAGUGAUUUGAAGAAAGAUUCCUCUGUUCUCCACAUUCCUAAAUCUCAAGGAAGAUAUGGGUCAACACCAUCACCUCAGCCAAAACUUCCCUCCCAGCACCCACUACAAAAACAGGGAAACAGUAAUACCGACAAAACUCAGGUUGCACAGCUACACACAGCCAAUGGAGUAGUAGCACAAGACCAGACGGAGGAUGAGGACAGGAGAUUACCAGAUCGUGGCUCUGCUAUGUCCACCUCGGUUCCAGAUAAAGCCAUCAACAGCAGCUUGAUAAAUGGGGAAAGAGAAAGUGCUUCCAGAGAGUCAUUGCAAAGUAUGACUGCCUGUGAAGGACAGAUGCUUAACAGCUGCUACAGGACUCCAAGCAGUGAUACACUGCUCCCAUCUGAAAAUGAAACUCUAGAAACUAAUACUAAUGUGAAGGAAGAACCAGCUGAGGAAACCAGUAAGCAAGAUCAACCUGUAGAAACAAAGGAGACAGAUGAACAGAAACGGCACAAAAUUGCCAGUGAACUUCUACAAACAGAAAAAGCCUAUGUUAGCCGACUCGACCUCCUAGAUGGGGUAUUCUACUCUAGACUCCUUGAGGAAGCCAACAGAGGUUCCUUUCCAGCUGAAGUGAUUAACAAAAUCUUUUCUAAUAUUUCAUCGAUAAAUGCCUUCCACAGUAAAUUCUUACUCCCAGAACUUGAGAAAAGAAUGCAAGAAUGGACCACCACCCCCAGAAUUGGAGACAUUCUGCAAAAGUUAGCUCCUUUCCUCAAGAUGUAUGGAGAGUAUGUGAAAAAUUUUGAUAACGCAAUGGAAUUGGUGAAAACAUGGACCGAACGGUCACCUCAAUUCAAAUUCAUUAUUCAAGACAUUCAGAAGGAAAAAGUGUGUGGAAAUUUGACAUUGCAACAUCACAUGCUAGAACCAGUCCAACGCAUUCCACGCUACGAGAUGCUUCUAAAGGACUACCUAAGGAAAUUGCCUCAGGAUUCUCUAGACUGGAAAGAUGCUGAAAAAUCCCUGGAAAUUAUAUCCACUGCAGCAAGUCAUUCCAAUAGUGCAAUAAGAAAAAUGGAGAAUCUAAAGAAAUUGUUGGAGAUCUAUGAGAUGCUGGGAGAAGAGGAAGAUAUUGUGAACCCUUCAAAUGAACUGAUAAAAGAAGGACAGAUCCUUAAACUCGCUGCUCGCAAUACAUCUGCUCAAGAACGGUAUCUUUUCCUA